AUGGAUGACCCGAGAUUGUUUGACGAAGAAUAUUUAGAUUUUAUUCAACGGGUCGAAAAUAGAGAAAACCAUCAUCCCCGACGGUAUUUACGUGAUGGUCAAAAUCCUUGCGAAUUCUUCUCCGACAUCGAAUUCGUCAAACGUUUUCGAUUUUCUAAACAGAUUGUGAUGGACACUAUUGUGCCUCUUGUUGCUGCCGACAACAAUGAUAGGAGAGGAUUGCCAUUGCCACCAGUUCUUAAAGUUGUAAUAGCCUUGCGAUUUUAUGGCAGCAAUAGUUUUCAGAAUGUAUGUGGUGACCUAUGCCAUGUCAAUCAAGCAACAGUGUCAAGGAUUGUAAAGGUUGUUUCUGCACAAUUGGCCGAGCACCUUUUGGAGUAUGUUUAUUUUCCUGGACGGCAGCAACUUCAAGAAUACCAUAGGCAGUUCUAUGUAAAUGGUGGCUUUCCUGGUGUAACUGGGUGCAUAGACUGCACUCACAUUGGCAUUAGAAGCCCUGGUGGCCAGUUUGCAGAACUCUACCGUAAUAGGAAGGGUUACAUGUCUCUCAAUGUUCAGGUUGUCUCAGGUCCUAACCUUGAGAUUCUUGAUAUUGUGACAAGGUGGCCUGGCAGUACACAUGACUCAAGGAUUUUCAGCAACAGCCGGGUGAUGACUCGUUUUGAAAAUAGAGUUCUGCCAGGAGUACUGCUGGGAGACAAUGGCUAUCCUCAACUGCAUUUUCUUUUUACUCCAAUACUGGUGCCAAAUACAGUUGAGGAAACUCGCUACAAUGUAGCCCACAAGCGGACCCGGAAUACAGUAGAAAGACUGUUUGGAGUAUGGAAGCGGAGGUUCUCAUGCUUGGGACACAAGCUACGCUCAAGUCUCCAUACUACCAGCAGGGUCAUCGCUGCAUGUGCUGUUUUGCAUAAUAUAGCUGUUGCACGUGGUGAGCCACUGCCACCUCCUCCAGCUGACGAGGAGCACUUCAUGCCUGCUGUUCCUGUUGCAAAUGCGGCACCACGAAAUAAUCGUGGAGUUGAAGUGCGUGCAGAUUUUAUUCAGCGAAACUUUUUCUGAAUUUCGUUGAUUUAUUUUGAGUAGAUUGAAAACCCUGUCUUACCACCAAUGUUAUUUUUUAAUCAACAUGUAAUCACAAAAGCAAACGGCGUAGAAUCUAUACUAAUAUUAUAAAACUGAAGAGUUUGUUUGUUUGGACGCGCUAAUCUCAGGAACCACUGGUCCGAAUUGAAAAAUUAUUUCAGUGUUGGAUAGUACAUUUAUUGAGGAAGGCUAUAGGCUAUAUU
Bacillus rossius redtenbacheri is the source of this 1289-nucleotide messenger RNA. RefSeq names its product putative nuclease HARBI1. The record is from RefSeq and is a predicted model, not a curated record. Bases 1 to 1062 code for a protein of 353 amino acids. Lineage: Eukaryota; Metazoa; Arthropoda; Insecta; Phasmatodea; Bacillidae. The transcript has 4 exons.